GCCGACGACCGUCAAGCCAUGGCAAAUCCUCGUCAGCGAAGCAAGGCACGCUCUGGUGCGACAAAGAAUAGACCCUCCAAGCGGUCACUGGCAAAGAUCAAAAAGAACAAGACAAAGACCGUCUUCAAGGGCCCAGGAGUACUCGAGCCGUUAUGGGAUCGCAAGAAGACCACCCGCCAGAACUAUAUCGGUAUGGGAUUGCUCACGACGCUCAACCCGAAGCAGUCUGGCGGACUUGAACGAAUUGAAGGCAUCCCUUUUGCACUUCGGGCUAGACAAGCAAACGCUCAAGCCAAUGCUCACGCUUCGACUUCGACUACCACUUCAUCAGAUGACGAGGCAGAACUUGAUAUGGAUGCUUCUGCUGCGCCGGCCAGCAGGAAAGGCAAGGAGAAAGAGUCAGAUAAGAUCCCAAAGGGCUUUGCCCGCGUCGAGCGUGAUGCGGAUGGCAACAUAACCAAAGUCACCCUGGCGGACGAAGAUGCCGAAAGUGCAGACGAGCCAGGCUCGACGCCAUGGGGAGCGCCAUUGGACGUCUGGCAGACUGAUGUAGCUGCGCCUGCCGAGCCAUCACCGGCCGAGCUAGAGCCCGACGGCGUCCUCGACCAUACCAGAGAUCAAUCGCAGGGCCUGCCGCUUAGUCUCUCCGCAGCCAGGGCUUCUCUACGGUCGCAAGAUCCGAAAUUGCUGCCCACUGCCCAGAACAGAGACGCCACGCAAGCCCAAGCCAGAAAAGCCGUUGCCGCCCUCGAGGACUUAGCUGCGGGCGCGACAUCGGUAGACCGUCACACGUCGAGCAACGAACAAGAUUGGCUGGCCGAGCUUGUCAAACGAUACGGAAGUGAUAUCGCCGCAAUGGCACGCGACAAGAAACUCAAUACUUGGCAGAGGACGCCAGGCGAGAUCAAGCGCAGGCGAGCCAAUUUUACUGCUAAUGCAUCAUUGAGUUCGAUUGACCUGCCGCAGUCGGCAGUGGCGCUUGGAGAAAAUGACGAGUUCCGCGAGACUACUCGACCUCCACGCGAGCAGAAGAGCCUUGUUUACUUUGGCCUUGCUCGGUGCUGCGAGCAUCUGCCUUUGCUGGUCCGACAUGCACACACACCACCACACCACAUGAAGGCAACAUACUGGGCUCUGGCAGCCCUACUCUUGACCGCCAAGGCGAGCCGGUUCGACUUGGCCCUUAGAUCCUACGCCAACGCGACCGAAGACGCAUCGACCGUACCUUGGGAGUCCUACGUCGACGAGCGUCUAGCUGACGAGCUCCCCAUCAAUCCUUACGUCGAAGAUGAGACGACGCCCAAUGGGCUCCUCGUCUCUUUCUCCCGCGUCUUCAGAGGCGAUCUUGGCAAGUCUGCAUUGUCAAAGUCUGUGAAGAAGACGACAAAGAAAACAAAGAAGAAGAAGGCUUCUAGGAAGCCCAAGAAGAAUCCAAAGGCAAGCAAGAAGCACAAAACUACAUCGCAUCAUACUUCUACAGCAAAGCAUCAUACAUCGACACAUCACGCGACGAGCACUGCGGCAAGAGCUACCGCUACGCAUGCCAGCACAUCUACACCUACUCCGGCGACGGAUAUCGUCAAGCUCUCGCAAGGUACCUACCAAGGAUCAUCUGCAAAUGGGAUCGACAGCUUCAGAGGCGUGCCAUACGCAAUGCCGCCCAUUGGAGCAUAUCGUUUCCGAGCCCCUCGCGCUAUCUCUUCUCGGAGCACAAAGACCUACUCUGCAACAAAUGGCGAGAAUGCAUGCCCGCAAAAGGACUUUACGUCGAGCACGACCGAAGAUUGCCUCACGAUCAAUGUGCAUCGUCCGACGGGCGUACAGGCCGGUCACAAUCUACCAGUCUACGUGUUCAUCUAUGGAGGCGCACUGAUCACGGGCUCGCCCAACUACGCCUCCUACCUGCCCAUCAAUAUUCUCAACCGGGGGCUGGCGACGGGCCGACCCUUCAUCUUCGCAGCCAUCAAUUACCGGAUGGGCGCGUUUGGCUUCCUCGGCGUCGAAGAGAUGCAAGACGCGGAUCUGAACGCAGGUUUGCUCGACCAGCGCAUGGCACUACAAUGGGUGCAGAGCAACAUUGCAGCCUUCGGAGGUAAUCCAAGGCACGUCGUCAUCGGCGGACAAAGCGCGGGCGCUUUCUCUGCUACCUGGCAUGCCCUCUAUUCUCCGAGCUCACUGUUUGCUGGCAUCAUCGCCCAAUCUGGCGCGCCCGGCACCUUUGCCUAUUCUGAUAGGGAGACUGCCGCCUCGGUCUUCAGCCAGCCCGUAAUUGACGCUGCUGGCUGUUCUAAAGCGCCCUCGCCUUUGACUUGCCUGCGCCUUGUCAGACUUGAAGAUCUCCUCGCAGCCAGUAACAAUGCCAAUUCUGCGCGUAACAAUGUCCAGUGGCCCUGGCAGCCCACGCUGGGCUCGAGAUCACAGCUCCCCUCUCAGCUCUACGCGUCCAACAACAUAGCCCGCGUACCCAUGCUGCUUGGCACUUGUCAGGAUGAAAGCACAAUGUACGUGUCUACGAACACGAAUUCGGACAGUGGCGUCAAAGUCGACAUCGAAGCGCUCGUGCCUGGCAAUCGCACGUACAUCCGUAUGGCCGAGCCUUACAUCCUGCAACGAUACCCAGACGUGCCUUCGCUGGGUUCGCCGUACAAUACGGGCUCGCAGCUCUUCGGAAUGGGCUCCCAGUUCAAGCGCGCCGCUUCGAUCGCAGGCGACAUCACUUUCGAGAGUCCACGUCGAGCUCUGGCCAUUGCAGCCAGCAAGAAUGCCGCUGUCUAUGCGUAUACAUACAGCGUUGGCGGCUCGGACAACUAUCAAGGUGUCUCUCAUGGCUGCGAGCUCGCCACAACGUUCUUGAAGGGGGUAGACACUGGCAAUGCUCAAGAAGUUGCUUUUUCUAACCGCGUCGCCGACCGGUGGAUCAAUUUCAUCUACUCGCUCAGUCCCAAUGCGCCUUACACUGCGACUCUAGACGGCGUAAACUGGCCAAUGUAUGGCUCAAAUGGCGCCAUGCUCAACAUCAGCAGUCACCAGAAGGACACGAUUACUUCAGAUACAUACCGCACGCCAGGCAUCGCCCUGCUCAAUUACAUAGCACAUGCAAUCCCACGAUAGUCGCAUCAUGGUUUCUCUGCAGCUCACAUUGUUUGUAUAUCACGCACGACACUACACGAAUGCAUACUGUGCACAGGGACUACAGCAAAGAGUCGAAGAAGUCCGU
Molecule: messenger RNA, 3217 nt
Organism: Mixia osmundae IAM 14324
Lineage: Eukaryota; Fungi; Basidiomycota; Mixiomycetes; Mixiales; Mixiaceae
Exons: 5
Coding region: 19-3111 (1030 amino acids)
Source: RefSeq, a predicted model, not a curated record